Messenger RNA from Gossypium raimondii (Peruvian cotton), 381 nucleotides. Its product is annotated as putative EG45-like domain containing protein 1. The coding region runs from base 1 to 381 and encodes 126 amino acids. The record is from RefSeq and is a predicted model, not a curated record. The transcript has 2 exons. Gene Ontology annotation, cellular component: cell wall; apoplast. Lineage: Eukaryota; Viridiplantae; Streptophyta; Magnoliopsida; Malvales; Malvaceae. Gene Ontology annotation, biological process: systemic acquired resistance.
AUGGAGAAUUAUAGUUUGUUUUUUGUUGGUAUGGUUGCCUGCCUUAUCUCCUUUGCUUCAGCAACACCAGGGAUUGCCACCUUUUAUACAAAAUAUGUUCCUUCUGCAUGCUUUGGAAACCAAGAUCAAGGAAAAAUGAUUGCUGCAGCUGGUGAUGCAUUGUGGGAUAAUGGGACAGUGUGUGGGAAAAUGUUCACUGUGACCUGCACGGGACCCCGAAACCCCGUACCACAUCCAUGCACAGGCAAGAGCGUUAAUGUGAAGAUUGUUGAUCACUGUCCAAGAUGUCCAUCAACCAUCGAUCUCUCCCAAGAGGCCUUCACUAUUAUUGCCAACCCUGUUGCUGGUGUCAUUAACGUCGACUACAAGCAGUAUGCAUAG